Molecule: messenger RNA, 2294 nt
Organism: Agrilus planipennis (emerald ash borer)
Lineage: Eukaryota; Metazoa; Arthropoda; Insecta; Coleoptera; Buprestidae
Exons: 8
Coding region: 172-1674 (500 amino acids)
Source: RefSeq, a predicted model, not a curated record
GCCAUUGUUACACUAAUGUAUAAAAGUAAUCAUUCCGUACACUAACAACCAACACUAACACGGAAUAACGUAUAAAGGUGAUAAAUUUUCAGUAUGUUCAGGUAACUUUAGUGUAUUCGUGGCAGUGUCUUAGUAAUGUGCCUUCUGUAAUUUUUUUAAAAAGUUGAUAAUAUGGGUAACAGUCAUCCACACGGACACGAACACAAAAGGAAAAGUCAAGAUUCAACUGCUUCAUCUGGAGGUGGUUCAAAUAAUAGUUCAAAAAAGGAUAUUUCCAGAUCAGCGUCAGGUACCGACAUUCACGAAAGGUCUACGCAUUUACUACCUGUCGAAAAACUAGCUAAAAUUUUGGUCACAAAAUCGCAAGAAGAAGAAGGAGUCAAUGGUGUGACGAAACGAACAUUCGUGAAUUACUUGUUUCCCAGAUACCCCCUUCUGGGAGAGAAAUUGUUUGAAUAUUUCCAUAAGAAUUCAAAAAGUAAAGUAUCCUACAUAGGAAGUUCUCCGUUCAAACAGCAAUGUGAUCGAUUUUUAGGCAUAUUAAAUGAUGAUACCGCUAGGGACACGUUGGUACGAAUGUUCUCAUCCUAUGAUGAAAAUCAAGAGACGCACGUAAUGACUUCGGAACAAUUAAAACAAUUGCUAAUGUGUGAUUAUCACAUUUCGAUGGAUCAUUAUUCGGGGGGGCCACAAAUGUGUGUAGCAAUUAAUAAGACACUCAAAGCGGUUAUCGAUAGCUGUUUCCACGGUAAAGAGUCACUUUCAUGGCAAUACGUUUCGCACUGGUUGCAAGCCAAUUGUCCACGACUUCUGUUACCUCUCCAUCGAUACGCUGUUCACUCUUUAGCAACCUCGUGGAGGGUGUUAGAAAGUGAUGGUCCUCCUAUGGCAACAGGUUUGGAAUUAGCUACUCCAGUAUUGGAAGAAGGCAAUCCCUUUGAUAAGGCGAAGCCUCAACAACAUCUGUUGCAAAUGAGUAGUUCUUGGCUGUUAGCUGGAGCUUUACCUCCGUUAUAUUCACGUCCUCAAAAGGCUCACUCUCCAAACAGUAGCGGAGUAGGUUUAAGUAGCCAAACAUUUUUCAACAAGUUUAUUAGUGCAGUACCAUCUCAUUGGAUCCUUCUAUACGACUCUAACGAGAUGGGAUUGGGGUUAAACAGAUUUUUACAUCAUGUGAUGGGGUAUAAGGGACCGACACUUAUUCUCAUUAAAAUAGAAAACGAUACGAAAUUCUGUGUAGCUUGUCCAAAUGAAUGGAAGGAGUCACAUCAAUAUUGGGGUGGUGAAGAAUCGGCUCUGUUCCAAAUUUUUCCUAAAUUCCUUCUGUUGGACAAAGGAGCGAAGAUGUUGUACUUAAAUACCACGGUGCGUGGUUAUCCUCAAGGACUGAGAGUUGGAAGAGAUCCCAGAAGCCCUGUUAUUUCGGUGAAUGUUGGCUUUGAGAAACUGGAAUACCACAAAGUACCUUACGAACUUAAAUGCAUAGAAGUGUGGGGAUGCGGUGAUUCUACCAGUCGCGAAGUUCAGUUGGAGAUAAAAAAGUGGGAAAUAAAGGAAGCUGAAAGACAACGUAACGUUAAAUUAAGCGCAGCUGAUUGGCUGGACCAUCCGGAUAGGUAUUUACUCGAACUGGCCGGCAGACCGCAGUAUAACGACCAGCAAAAUCCUACUUGAACAGUUGCUAUACAUUUGUAGAUCAUUAAUUUAAUUUCUCUAAAGGGUUAGUCGUGGUAUCUCUUAUUUAAGUGAUUAUAAAAACAAUUUUGCUAUUUUAUUUUCUGUUUAUUUGAACGCAAUCGUUAAUGAUUAGUAUAAUUAAAUUGUUGGUAUUAUACUUAGUAAAUUAAUUAGACCAAAUGAAAUUUAGCCUUGCAUUUCCUGGGAUUGCAGCAUGCAUGAAUGUAUGCUUAAUCCAUGUCAAUAUUGCAUCUGGUAAUAAUUGACAAAUUUUAUUAACCUUUACGUGUAAAUAUUGUUAUAUCCUGAUUUUAAUUUAAUUUCCCAAUUUUCCAAUAGAUUUCUACUCAAACAACUCAAUUCUUGUGUCAUUAUAUAGUAAAAUAUACUAAACAGUAUAAUUUUAAAUAGUAUGGAUAUUAAUCUUUAAUCGCUUUGUAAAAUCUGACGGUGCCUAUUGAUUACACAUACAUUUGUAUAAAAUUUGAAAUGGACUUACACUGAAAGUAUUUUUUGGAUAGCAUGUAUGGUAAAUCCAAGUAGAAAUAAGACAGUUUAGAAAAAGUUAUAAUUGAAAUUAUGGGUAGUGUUAAGUAAAAUAAUUUUUAGUUCUUACC